Molecule: messenger RNA, 832 nt
Organism: Drosophila navojoa
Lineage: Eukaryota; Metazoa; Arthropoda; Insecta; Diptera; Drosophilidae
Source: RefSeq, a predicted model, not a curated record
UUGUAUAGGUUUUUGUAGGCAAACACAUACAUGAACUGAAUCUCAAAACAAAAUCACACAGAUCUUUUUUUUUGGAACAGAUUUUUGGCCAUAGCGGGAGCUGCAGAACAGUACGGAAAAUCGCAUCAAUGGGAGAUGCAAACAAGGCCAGCGCAGAGCCGAGCGCCAACAAGCCCAAGGCGAAGCCCAAGGGCAAGCUGAUGUCGUCCAAGCCGAGGAAGGGCAGCGUGCUCAGCGCCAUUGAGGACAUACAGCGCAUGUCGCCGGAGGCCAUUUGCCAGGAGUUCGAUCGCCUGGUGGACCACACACAGCGGCACUUCGAUCGCGAGGCCCACAUGCCCUGCACGGCGUUCGCAUCGCAGUUGCAGCGCUGCCUGGAGCAGCAUCGACGUGAGUCGUUCAAGUGCUUCGUCGCCAUGGAGGACUACAGGCUGUGCGUGAGUGCGGCCACCCAGGAGCACAUCGAUCAGUUGGCCCAGCAGAAGCAGGAGCAGGAUGCCGCACGCCGCAAGCACCGGCCGCAGGAGCACCAGCAGGAGCAGCCACCGCUGCAUGCGUUGCCAGUGGUGCCGCCCCAAAUUGUGGGCGUGGAAGCGCUCCAAACUGGCAGCAAGGAGCCACGCCGACGCCACUGGUACAAGCCAUGGUCCUGGCUGCGCUAAGGCCUCGUGCGCCACCAGCACCACCAGCAUCCACAAGUUUCAGACGACGACGACGACGCCACAGAUACAAAAUUGCAGGCAGCAGAGCUCCAAGGUUUCGGCUCAGCUGCCCACCAUUUGCCGAACGGCUUCGUAUAAAUUGUUUUACUAAUUAAAGGCAACGACUUGAA